Molecule: messenger RNA, 2175 nt
Organism: Juglans microcarpa x Juglans regia
Lineage: Eukaryota; Viridiplantae; Streptophyta; Magnoliopsida; Fagales; Juglandaceae
Product: receptor like protein 27-like
Exons: 2
Coding region: 99-1970 (623 amino acids)
Molecular function (GO): protein binding
Source: RefSeq, a predicted model, not a curated record
UCUUUAUCUGUAGAGAAAUAUAUACCUUACGAGUCGUAUACCAGAAUUUCACAAAACCAGCCCCCUCAAGACAUUGCGAUUUGCACACACAAACUUCAAUGGUGAGCUACUGGAUUCAAUUGGUAACCUUAAGUCCUUGGUUGAAUUUAAUGAUGAGUAAUUGCAAUUUCUCAGGAGAAAUUCCAUCUUCACUAGGUAACCUCACCAAUCUAAUUGGAUUACGACUACAAUAUAAUAGUUUGCACGGAUCAAUUCCACAGUCAAUAUCUAGGCUUGUAAAUCUUGAAGUUCUGUCUCUCAAUGAUAACAAUUUGAGUGGUACGGUGGAGUUUGAGUUGUUUCUGAGACUCAGAAAGCUAUUUCAAUUGCAGUUAUCUAGAAACAAUAUUUCGUUGCUUACAAAUCCGAGUACCAACUCAACUUUUCCAAAAUUUAGGAUAUUAUGUCUAGAGCAUUGUGACUUGGGUGAGUUUCCAGAGUUUCUGAGAAACCAAGAUCAGUUGGAGAUAUUAGUGCUUGCUGGAAACAAAAUUCACGGUCAAGUUCCAAAAUGGAUGGGGAAUAAAAGUAUAGAAACUCUCAUGCAUUUAGAUUUGGAAAACAACUUUCUCACCGGUUUCAACCAACUUCCGGUUGUACUCCCCUAUGUUAAUCUAGAGCAUCUGCUGCUUAAUGAUAACCUACUUCAAGGGGUAGUGCCAAUCCCACCUCCUUCCAUUGCUUCCUAUUCAAUCUCAAACAACAGACUAACCGGGGAAAUUCCACAUUUGAUUUGCAAUCGAAGUUUAAUAACUAAGCUCGAUUUGUCAAGCAACAACUUGGGUGGCCUUGUUCCUCAAUGUUUAGGCAACUUGAGUGAUUCUCUCACAAUUUUGGAUCUACAGGACAAUAGCUUUCACGGAACCAUUCCUGAGACUUUCAGUAAGGGAAAACAAUUGAGAAUGAUUGAUUUUAGCCAAAAUCAAUUACAGGGACGUCUACCGAGAUCGUUGGCCAAUUGUACCAAGCUUGAGGCUGUUAAGCUUGGUAACAAUCAGAUCCAUGAUAUUUUUCCUUCCUGGUUGGGCAUUCUUCCAGAGUUGAGCAUUCUCAUUUUGAGAUCUAAUGAACUCUAUGGUACAAUAGAAAGUUCUGAUAGCAAUUUUGAUUUUCCAAAAUUGCACAUCAUUGACCUCUCGAAUAAUGAUCUUACUGGCAAGUUGCCCUCUAAACACUUCCAAAAUUGGAAAGCCAUGCAAAUUGUUGAUGACGAACAAUUAAAGUACAUGGAGGAACAAAAAACUGUAAGAGCAUUUCCAGGUGAAGGUGCUAUUGUAGAUAACUACGUUUUAUCAAUGACAAUGAUGAACAAAGGCAUGGAGAUGGUGUAUGGAAAAGUCUCAAAUUUGUUCAUAGCUAUUGAUCUCUCGAGAAAUAGAUUUGAAGGAGAAAUUCCAGAAGUGGUGGGGCAUCUAAAAGGAGUUAAUUUGCUUAACCUUUCCCACAACUUUCUCACAGGUCCUAUUCCAUUUACAUUGGCAAACUUGACAGUGCUAGAGUCAUUGGAUCUCUCUCAAAACAAGUUGUCUGGUGUGAUCCCUCUGCAAUUAAUGGAACUCACUUUCCUUUCACACUUUAAUGUCUCCCAGAAUCACUUGAAAGGACCUAUACCACACGAGAAACAAUUCAACACAUUCAACAACAGUUCAUUUAGUGAGAACCCUGAAUUAUGCGGAAGCCCUUUGUCAAAUAAAUGUGAGAAUCCUGAGAACUCAAUGCCUCCAUCUUCAAGCCACAACUCAACAAACCACAACUCAGAGUUCUCAUUUGAAUUUGGUUGGAAAGUAGUCGCGUUGGGAUACGGAUGUGGAUUCGUGUUUGGAGCUGUGUUUGGGCAAAUCAUGAUCACAAAGAAGUAUGAUUGGUUUAUGAAGGCGUUUGCAAUUCGGCAGCUAGGAAGGAGGGUGAAUUGGAGGCACUGCAGAAAUUAAGUAUAAUCCUACAUGCAUGUUUCCAUAAUAAAUAAAUAAUUACAUGCACAAUGUCUAUAGUACGUACUAUUAUUGUGGCUUUACUUUUUCUUUUUCUGUUUUUUUCUCUCUUUUAGAUGCUAUAGGAAAGAGCCAUGGAUAGGAUGUUUGUACUGAAAAGAAUAUGUUGUAUUUCUAACCAAGCUCUCAAUAAAACAAGUCUUGU